CCUCACAUGACCUGGAAACACGCUUUUUUUAUUAACCCGGGCAGUCAGGAGGAAACAUCGUGCUCGCUGUUAAAUUAGAGCUAGACGUAAAGCACGUUUUUAUAAUCUUGCCGACGAACAUUGUUCAGACUAUCGGCAGACCUGAUUUCUUACCUCGAAAAGAAGACCGUCGGCAGAGGAAAGCAGCAGUGUGAGGUUCCAGUUUUUUUUAAACAAACAAUUUCUCGCUUGAAGAAAAGUGCUGGUCGGAAAUAACUUCUUCCGAAUAUUAGUCCGAUCCAGCGUUAUCUUCUGGAAUCCCUCUAUCCCUGACAGGACGCAGCGGCUAAUUGUAACAGAAUCUACCUGUCAUUCCCAACCCCCUCUGCUGGACUUGCCAGGAAGCCGGGACCGCGCACGUGACACCUUUUUUUGUCUUAUUUCUCAGGAGUAGAAAUAACCAAAGGGAGAAGGAAAAGUCUCUCGGACUGCAUUGCAUUUUGCCGGCAAUAUUAACUCCAUGGUGUCACUGAGUUCCAUUUGAAACCUCGCCACUGAUUGUAUCCUGUACACCCGCUGAUUUGUCAUCCAACCCGCCUGCACACCAAAGCAUCCUCUUUGGCUUCGCUGCCGUGCCUCCUGGACUCGUGUCACGCCAGCGGGUGAAGGUGGGAAAAAGGAGGCGUGUGUGCGUACGUGACUGACUGCGGGAGGGUUGGGGCAGCCGUGCGGGCUGGUUAGAGGGCGACGGGGGAGGCUGCAACAGGUGCUAUUCAAAGCGGUGUUGCUGAUCGAAGAGGCAAGCUAGCGGCGCGCGGGCUGCCAUCUGGAACCCGGACCCGGGAGGCACGCGCUCGCUCGCUCACGUGACUGCGGCUCGGACUCCAACGGUCGUUGCUCGCGCUCGCGCUGAGCCCCAUCCGUCAUCCCACCCUCCCUCUCUCCGUACAUCCAUCCAUCCAUUCAUCUCCUGACGAUGGCAGGCUGUGGACUAAAUGAAGACCUCUUCUCCUCGUUUGUCUUCAGUUACAUCAAGGAGAAUCCGUUCUCUCAGCAGGUGGGUCUUUCCUGGAAGAGGCAGUGUGGUUCUCCAGCCAACUAAUGAAAACCCUAAUGACACGAGGAAUUUGUUCUCCAUGUCUGAAAGGCUGGAAGUAUUUGACAUUGACAAGACAAGAUGUGCUGCAUUAGUUGGUGAAGACCAGCCACUGUGUUCAGAUCUUCCUGAACUUGACCUUUCUGAGCUUGAUGUAAAUGAUUUGGACACAGAAACUUUUCUGGGUGGACUCAAGUGGUACAGUGACCAGUCUGGAAUAAUUUCCAACCAAUAUGGGAAUGAAUCCUCUGACUUCUUCGAGAAGAUGGAUGAAGAAAAUGAGGCUAACUUGUUGGCUGCCUUAACGGAGACAUUGGACAGCAUCCCAAUAGAUGAGGAUGGACUGCCUUCAUUUGAUGCACUGACAGAUGGGGAUGUGGCCAAUGUUAAUGAACCCGGCCCUCCCUCAACGCCUGACGGCACUCCUCCGAAUCCGGAGGCUGAAGAGCCGUCUCUAUUAAAGAAGCUCUUGCUAGCUCCUGCCAAUUCACAGUUUAUCUACAAUGAAUGCAAUGGAGGCAGCACCCACACCCACGUGACCAACAAUAGCAGGAUUAGACCAAGCCCGGCUGUUGUCAAGGUGGAGUCAACUUCAAGUAUCAGGGCAAGAAAUAUUUGGCAGCAGGAGAAGUUACAGGUUGAGCGCCGUCCAUGCACUGAAUUGCUCAAAUACCUGACUGCCAAUGACGAUUCUCCUCAGUCCAAAAUAAAUGACAAUAAAAUUAGCAAUAGAGCCAAAAGCAUCUCCAAAAGGAAGAUACAGCUGCAAUCACAGCAAUCACAUAACCUACAAAGUAAGAAUCGACCAACGACUCUGUCCCUGCCUUUGACACCAGAAUCAUCAAAUGAUCCUAAGGGUUCCCCAUUUGAGACCAAGACUAUUGAACGUACCCUAAGUGUCCAUCUCCCUGGUACUGCUGGUCUAACACCACCAACGACUCCUCCGCAUAAAGCUAACCAAGAUAAUCCGUUUAAGACUGUGAUCAAAUGCAGGAUAUCUUGUAAUUCUUCAGUGCAUAGUCCACCACCAAAGAAAUCACGCUUAAAUGAUUCUGCCUCUAACUCUCAACUGAGCAGCCCUGUUAAGAAAGGCCCUGUACAAACUGAACUAUAUGCCCAGCUCAGUAAGACUUCAACUUUAUCCAGUGCACUUAGUAUUACGCAAAACGAAGAAAGAAAGAUGAAACGAUCAAACACAAGGCUUUUUGGUGACCAUGACUACUGUCAGUUCAUAAAUGCAAAGGCAGAAUUAUUAAAUACCAGAGUGUUCUGCAAGGAACGAGAACCUAAAAGUGGUAAACUCCAAAAUCAUCCUGAAAGAGAGCUCUUGUCAGGGGACCACAAACAAAACUUCCUUUCAGCUAAUGAUAAACAAGAAAAUAAGACGGAAAAUCUGCAACAGGAUAUACAGCCUAUCAACUACUCUAAUACCAGGAUACAACUCAAAGACCAAGAAAUUCGAGCGGAACUAAACAAGCAUUUUGGGCAUCCCAGUAAAGCCUUUUUUGAUGAAAUAGAAGAUAAAGCAAAUCAUCGAAGAGAAAAAGACUUUUGUCAUGAAUAUUAUUCAAAAUUGCCUACCUAUCUAAAUGCAGGAAUGUCUCUUGAUGGUGUGUUUGAUGAUAGUGAUGAUGAGACUGAAAAAUUUCUGUACCCUUGGGAUGGAACACCUGAUGGGUUAUUGUUAGAAAGAUCUUGUUCUCGAUCUCUGUCCAGUUCUCCCUGCAGUGACUCUGUUUACUCGCCAAAGACUUGUGCACCUUCUCAAGGAAUAGUCAGGACAAGGUCUAGAUCUAAUUCCUACCCCAGACGUAGAGUUUGUUCUCGCUCCCCAUAUUCUCAUUCCAGAUCAAGAUCACCAUACCGUAAAUCCUCUUCCAGAUUACAUCACUGCUUUGAUUCAGGGAGCGGUAGAGUACAACACAGAUCUCAUGGAAGUCCCUGCUUAUAUUCAAGGUCACGCUCCAGGUCACCUUACAGCCGUUUUAGUAGACCCAGGUAUGACAGCUAUGAGGAAUAUGAAAGUGAAAGGAUGAAAAGGGAAGAAUAUCGAAGAGACUAUGAGAAACGUGAAUUUGAAAGAGCAAAGCAAAGGGAGCGACAAAGGCAAAAGGCAAUUGAAGAACGCCGUGUUAUUUAUGUAGGAAAAGUCAGAGGUGAUAUAACCCGUACCGAACUGAAGAGACGCUUUGAAGUUUUUGGUGAAAUUGAAGAAUGCACUGUCCAUUUGCGUGAAGAUGGUGACAACUAUGCUUUCAUCACAUAUCGUUACACCUGUGAUGCAUUUGCUGCCCUUGAGAAUGGACACACGUUGCAAAGAUCCAAUGAGCCCCCUUUUGAAUUGUGCUUCGGUGGCCGCAGACAAUUCUUCAUGUCGAACUAUGCAGACCUAGACCCCAAUUCAGAUGACUUUGACCCUGCUUCAACUAAAAGCAAGUAUGAUUCAAUGGAUUUUGACACCUUGCUGAAAGAAGCCCAGCGAAGCCUGCGUAGGUAACAAAUACCAAAUGUGCUACUUGUGAAAGAAGCUGCAGAAUCUUACAGGCAGCCUUUCAUUUACCAUCAAAGAACUUGCAUUCAUCAUCAUGGGAUUUAUCCCUCUUUACACUCUGUAUAAAUGAAGUUUACAUGAACAAAGUUGCUGCAGUGUAUGAGGAAACUUGAUAUUUAACAAAAAGAAAAUUGAAAUGUUCUGAUAAGUUAACACUGUUUUAUACAUAUAUAAAUAACAACUUAACUGGUGGAAUAUGCAGCUUGUUCAGCAUUUUAUCUGACAUUUGGAUGUGGUGUUUCAUUACUGAUGAGAGUUGGGAUUAAAUACCCUGGGGUGUUUCAAAUAUAUUAAUUACUCAGUGCUGAAAUGUAGUUACGAAUUUACUAAUGUUAAAAUGAGUUAUUUUUAUUUUGUGUAAAUAUAAUAAUGUUUUGUUUGUUACAGCUAUGCACUGUAAAUGCAGCCUUUCAAUAAUUAAAUCAAGAAUGUAACCACAAGUUAGACACUAGUGUACACUGUUAGAUUUAAAAUUUUGGAGGGGUGCGAAGCUGAAAUGGGUAAAAGUUGUCUGUGUGGCUGCCAAACACAUGGACCAAUGCUUAUUUCCCAUUAAGUAGCUUUACAAUAAACUUGCAACUGAACAACUUAGAAAAUUAAUCACAUCACCACUCCCAUGACUAUGUUUAAUCAUUAAAACUGAUUUCAUUUUUGUCCUUUACAUUGAAUUAAAUAUGAGUUACUAAAUCGGGAGAAAAGUAUGAGACUACUUAUGAUAACACAUGAUAACAUUGUCCCAUAAAUGCCAUCUAUUUUGGAGGAAAAUUAAAGACACUGAAGCCUAAGUAAAUAAAUUUGUUGAAAAAAGAUGAGACAAGAUUCCUGUGCAUUAUGUUAACACUAUCAUGCCCAAAACCAACAUAUCCCAAUUACACUAUUCAGUUAAACUGAUGUAGCUUCAGGCUCUAGCAGGUGGCAUUUUGUUUAUUUGACCAUCACUAGUUUGUAUUGCGAAAUUCUAAUGUUAGUCAUUGGAAAAUUGUCUUCAUUUUUUGCUAAACUGAGUUCUCAACUUUGUAACUGUGUACUAAUAGCAAUAUAAAAGUUUUUGACUUAGUCAUUCAUUACCUGAGGUACCUCUACUGUUUUUUUUUAUCUCUGUUCAGACUAUUAUUAGAUCACAUUUCAGGUGUUAUUACUCAUUUUAUCACAUGAUGCCAAACUGAGGUUUACAUUUUCUUCCCUGGAUUUUGAAUAUUCUCCUCUAUUGUAAUAGCAAGGUUGUAAAAACAAAUACAAAAAAGCAAUAAAUGUUUAUUUUUAAAAAUCUAACUUUAGCAUAUCAUGUUUUGAAGUGGAGGGCAGGCACAUUACCCAGCUUCUUUAAAUGCUUACUGUGUGUUAAAUUUAUGACCUUUUGCUACUACAGUAUUUCAUAAUUUUGCGUGUAGCAGUGACUAACCUGAACAAAAUAAGUGAAAGUGUGCAUUUGUAGCUAAUGUUAGUUCAUGGCUAUUCUUUAUAAAUUGGGUAAUGAUGUUUUGUCCUGUCUGGCAAACGUGAUGAGAAUUUUAAUGAUUGUAAUAUAAAAUUUGCUCUGUACGAUAAAUGGAAUAGCAAUGUAUUAUAUCAGCUAAUUAUUAUUAAUUUUAAUUUAAUUAAAUUCAGAGGACACAGUGCUUUUAGGAUUGUGGGUGAUGAUUUAUUAGUUGAUGGAACUGUACUGACUAGGAAAUGUGAGCUGGAACAUCCAUGUGAGCUUCCUUUGUCUGACACUUCUACCUGUAAAGUGUGGUUGAACCAUUGUACAGAAUUACUGUAAUUUUUUUUCCUAAAUGUGCAGUUAUCAUCAACCUCACUGGAUUAAUA
This is a messenger RNA of Stegostoma tigrinum, 5435 nucleotides long. It is a transcript of the gene ppargc1a, whose product is annotated as peroxisome proliferator-activated receptor gamma, coactivator 1 alpha. Gene Ontology annotation, biological process: positive regulation of transcription by RNA polymerase II. The coding region runs from base 975 to 3572 and encodes 865 amino acids. Gene Ontology annotation, molecular function: transcription factor binding; RNA binding. Gene Ontology annotation, cellular component: nucleus. The transcript has 15 exons. NCBI's taxonomy places the organism in Eukaryota, Metazoa, Chordata, Chondrichthyes, Orectolobiformes, Stegostomatidae. The record is from RefSeq and is a predicted model, not a curated record.